Messenger RNA from Soboliphyme baturini, 309 nucleotides. The record is from the annotation of a GenBank genome assembly. Lineage: Eukaryota; Metazoa; Nematoda; Enoplea; Dioctophymatida; Soboliphymatidae.
UUGGUGGUUCGUCCUCGCACGGAGUUUUUGUUGAACGUGGUAGACAGUCUUGCGAAGAAGGACGACCUCAACGUCUUUGCUCAACCUGUCCUCGAGCAGGAAGUGCCUGGCUACCAUCGCAUAAUCAAAAAGCCUAUAGACCUUGCCGCGAUGCGCGAAAAGAUCCUGAACUUCGAGUGCCGCAGUUUGGUCAGCUUAGAGCAAGACUUCAUGCUCAUGAUAUCGAAUUGCUUAAAGUUCAAUCGCAAAAAUCCUUACUACUACAAAUACGGCCUUAGAAUGAAAGAAGAGGUAGGUUUAUUUUGCUAA